AUGGAGGGAGAUACCAUCAGGCACCAGGACGGUCCGCUCCCAGACACACUUUAUGACCCGAGUAUCUGCUCCAUCAGCGCCACAGAACCAGUGUCAGAUUCAUUCCAACUCUCUCCAUCCUCCUCCUCUCUCAAACCCACACUGACCUGUCUCAAACUGCCGCCUCCCGAUGGAAACGUGCCGUUAGCCGCGGAGACGGUACCAGCUAGCGUCCGCGUGAUGGACAGGGCACUUCACUCCUGCACUCAGAUGAUCCGUCCACACAAAAAGAGGAAUGGGAUGAGUUUCUCGGGGGAGUAA
Knipowitschia caucasica is the source of this 300-nucleotide messenger RNA. The record is from the annotation of a GenBank genome assembly. NCBI's taxonomy places the organism in Eukaryota, Metazoa, Chordata, Actinopteri, Gobiiformes, Gobiidae.